GCUUCUGGAGGCCCCUGAAGGGUCUGAAUGUGAUGGUGAUGGGUGCAGGGCCCGCACAUGCCAUGUAUUUUGCCUGCUACGAAAACAUGAAAAGGACUUUAAAUGACGUUUUCAGCCACCAUGGAAACAGCCACCUAGCUAAUGGUAUUUUGAAAGCGUUUGUCUGGAGCUAGGAAGCUCCUCUCUUCGGUGCUUGCUCCCUGGGCCUUCCUCCCCUGGACCCAGCAGACUUCAGCUUCCUUCGGCAGCUUGUUCAGGAACAGAGAACUCUAGGGUCACGUGAAUACACACACACACACACACACACACACACACACACACACACUGUUUUAUUCAUUCCCUCUUUCUCUGGGGGAAGCUAGUGGUAGAGGUGUUUGGUAUUUAUUGUUGUAUGAGCGCUUUUUUUUUUCCUUACAAAAACCACUCAGAACAAUUAAUGGUCAUAGGAAAAAAUUCUCUUGAAUGCUGGAUGCAAAACAAAGCACAGAAAAGGACAGCUUCUUUGAGACUAUUUAAAAACUGGUACAACAGGUCUCUCCAGCACCAGGAUCUAACUAAGCUUGGAAAGGUCAAGACGUUUUAUGCUGACAGAGGACUCGUGCCACUGCGGAAGGCCUUCCCCCACUUUAAGCUGCAGGAGAUUCGGGCCUUUGACCCCCCCCCCCCAGCCUCCUCCGGAUAGCUGGGGGUAUGGCCACCCUACUCCACGAUGCAGUAAUGAAUCCGGCAGAAGUGGUGAAGCAACGCUUACAGAUGUACAACUCACAGUACCAGUCAGCCCUCAAUUGUAUCCGGACGGUGUGGCGGACCGAGGGGUUGGGGGCCUUCUACAGGAGUUAUACCACACAGCUGACCAUGAACAUACCCUUCCAGUCUAUCCAUUUCAUCACCUACGAGUUCCUGCAGGAGAAGGUCAACCCACUGCGAAACUACAACCCACAGUCUCACAUCAUCUCGGGCGGUCUGGCCGGUGCGCUGGCUGCAGCUGCCACCACCCCACUGGAUGUCUGCAAGACCCUCCUCAACACGCAGGAAAACAUGGCGCUCUCCCUGGCCAAUGUCAAUGGUCGGUUGACGGGCAUGGCCAAUGCCUUCAGGACGGUCUACCAGCUCAACGGCCUUGCUGGCUAUUUCAAAGGUAUCCACGCUCGAGUCAUUUACCAGAUGCCUUCCACCGCCAUCUCCUGGUCCGUCUAUGAGUUCUUCAAGUAUUUCCUUACGAAGCGGCAGCUGGAGAGCCGAACUCUGUACUAAAGGAACGGGCAGUGGGAAGUGGUCCCAGCAUCUUUUGUUCCUGCCUCACCCCUUGUUCUCAUACCCAGGCCCUGUCCUGCAGGGUGCUCGCGCCGGGCGGGCCCUUCAUUCCCUGCCUGGUGCCCGAGAAAGGGAGGACCAGCCUCCACUGCCGGGAAGGCUGUCUGUGGGAAUGUCCCAGAUGAUGGGAGGUGGGAAAAACUUGGGAAGGAGAAUGAGAAGUUGCUUUUUCUCCUGUCUCUAGGGGAGUGUAGCUUUUCUGCAGCCCUGUGGCCUUCUCUUCUCUCUCCCUAGAUCUUUAGAUCACACCGCAGAGGAGAGCGGUGACACAGUAAAGAAGAGUUUAUGUACAUAAAAGUACCAUUACCCAGUCUAAAAUAGGUGGAUAAUGUUUAUCCUUUAUUUUUCUACAUAGAGAUUUUUGAAAUUGUGUGUGCUUGUGUGUGUCCAUAAAUAGGAUUAGAGUUGGGAUGAUGUACCUGUUUUUAAAAAAUAAGAGGGUUGAAUUCUUCCAUCAUGAGAAGUAAAACAAACAAACAAAAAACAGAAAAAAAAAAAAGGCACCAAAGUAAUAAAUGGCUUUAUGUGGCCCGAAAUUGUGUGUAGCACCCCUCCUGUGGGAGUUUAACUUGAAUGUAAAAUAAUAAAUAUGAAGUUUAUAUUUUAAUUUUUCUCUUUUCAUGGGGGAGAAAGGUACGUUGAAAACAAGUCAAAAUAAUGAUUUAUCACUUGGAGCUUUAAAAACAAAAAACAACAACAAAAAAUGGUCACCCACAUGUGCCUUUCUGUCUUUCCUAAAUCUUCCAGGACCAAAGCUAUGGCCCUGGAGCAUUUUCCGCCCUCUGUGGACACGCCCACACACAUCCUGGUUGUCCACACUGUUGGGUAGUGGCCCGGGUAGAAUAAGAAUGGCUGGCCUUAACCUUCCCUGAGUGGUGUGAAUGUGUGCCUCCAUGAACAGCUCUUAGCACUGGAUAUGCUGUCGUUUGCCUGGCAAAUCAGAGACAGUUCUCGCCUUUGUCUUAGGACUAAUUUCUGCAGUGACCUUGUUCUCAGGCACUUCAGCUAACUUGGUUGGUAUGUGUUUUUAUUAGUCAUCUCUUAACCCAUUUUUCCCUGCAGUCUAGGGACUUUGGAAAAUCAUAGCUAGAAUAUUUCUGGCAUUCAUCUGUCCCCUGCCCUGUUCCAGCCCUGGGUUUUGCCCAUCACAGCCUCUUACUACACUGAGGCCAGCCCUCCAGCCCAGACUGCACUGCUGACGCCAGCUAGGACCCUCUCUCUGCCUCUCCAAAGCCACUCAGCAGCCUUGUCUCAUCCUGUGUCACUGGAGAACCUAUGUCCUCUCUGCUUUGUUUUCUGAAAUGGAGUCAGAUCAUCUCCGAGAGAAAACACAAACCUAUGUCUUCUAGUCUGCCACUCUCAUGGGGAUGUCAGAAUGGCUCAGUUUCCCUCUUGCAGCUUGUCUAUGGAUGAGCAGGAAACACACUGGUAUUUUCAUUUUGUUGGCCCUGGUCUCAUUUGAAAUUCAUGGCUAGUGUCCUCCCUCUUACUGGGGAGGAGAGGACCUUAAGCUCCUGUGAUAGGUACAGCAGCUUGGGAAAAGAUUCAGCUUGCACUUGGAAGAAUUUUCAUUUAGGGACUGUGGUGAUAUCUUGCUCACCACAUGGAACCACACGUCACCUGGUGCCCCUGGGCACAGGUUUUGUUUCUGUCCAGCAGUUGUGAGAAAUUACAUGAUGGUCAGCUGUCUUCCUUUUUUUCAAAUCAGGAGGAGAGAGAGAGCCACUUCUAGUUCUUAGAUGUGCCCCGUGAGGGCUUCGUGGCUGGCUGCUGACCUGUCACACCAUAGGGUAACAGUCUCUGUGCCUGCUGGGGUCCUAGGAUGGCUGGUGUCUUAUUAUCACGGAAAAUGUUUCUACUCUCAUCCUGUUAGUGUUGGGUAGUGUUAAAUUCUGUAAAUGGAGGGGGAAGUCAAAUCAUAGAGACUAAAAUUUAAAUCAAGUCUGAACCAUUAUUCCAACCAUGUCCUUUGGUCCAUUUGCUGACUAAUCCUGCUGCAAAAGCAAUAUUCCCUGUUGGAUUUUCUUUACAGCUAUCUUCUGGAAUAGCUUCUUUGGUCAGGGCCAUGUAAGAUGGAGAGGUAAGACCAGGACUUCAGAACUCUGUGACCUUGAAAUCCAGGGUCCAGUCCUAGCUAGCCCCUCCCUGUGGAUCCAUAGAUCUGCAGGGAGGCAGCUUUUUAACCAGCCCAGCCCACCCAGUCACCGUGGGUUGAGCAAGUGAUGUAUCUGAACAAGUUGUUAAAAAGUUAUGAAGCAUUGAACAAAAGUGUUUGUCAUUCCUGUGGGGUUAAUUUCCCCCCUCUCACCUUUAGCUCCAAAGUUGGUAUUGUCCUCACCCCUGUACACAUUAUAGCCUGUGUGUUGAUUGUGAUUUUUGACAUUGCAAAGCUCUAAAUAGGAAAAUGCUUCCUUCUGACCAGUGACCAAGUUAUUAGAGUCAUUGGCAUCUUUGGAGUGACAUCCAAGGAUGGACCAUGCCACCUGAGUAUACUGUUAAUACUUGAGCGUGCUCUCUCUCUCUCUCUCUUUCUCUCUCUCUCUCUUUCUCUCUCUCUCUCUCUCUCUCUCUCUGUGUGUGUGUGUGUGUGUGUAUGUGUGUGUGUGUGUGUGUGUGUGUGUUCUUAUGUUCAGGCCAUGGCAGUCACCCUCUUAAUAGAUAAGUGUUAAUUUAUUAUAGACUAAAACAUUGAUCUUUUAAAAAUGGAAUGUUCUUAAUUCAUGACUAUAUUUUAAAGAAUGGAUUAAAUAUAGCUACUUUUAUGUGUACUUGUGAGCCAAUUGCCCCUCCCCCCAUGUCUUAACAGCCACAAUCUUCCAAAUGUCAUUCCCAAGGCUGUAUCUCCAACACACUGCUAUGCUAGUAAGGUUUUAUUUAACUUUAUUUAUGGGUAAUUGUGUCUGUGGAAAACAGAUGUGCCGCUGCCAGUCCCACAGUGUGUGGGAUAAGAGUGGUCCAGUGUUAUUUUCUGAAUGUUUUAAAAUGCCUGUGGUCAAGACUGUUUUUGCCUUGUGACUUCUGAGUAUGGGGAGCUGUAGUAUAUUCCCAUGUGGGGGUGUCUGCUGUGCUGCUACAGUUGUAACACUGGAGCUGGAGAAAAUAAAGCAUUGAUCCUGA
Messenger RNA from Cricetulus griseus (Chinese hamster), 4431 nucleotides. NCBI's taxonomy places the organism in Eukaryota, Metazoa, Chordata, Mammalia, Rodentia, Cricetidae. The record is from RefSeq and is a predicted model, not a curated record.